Messenger RNA from Hymenoscyphus albidus, 1333 nucleotides. NCBI's taxonomy places the organism in Eukaryota, Fungi, Ascomycota, Leotiomycetes, Helotiales, Helotiaceae. The record is from the annotation of a GenBank genome assembly.
GUGAUUGUCUGUCGCGUUUCUUCCCUUGGGCAUCUACAACAAAAUUUUCAAUCUGCGUCCAGCAGCGCUCUGCCAAGUCAACCAUGGCGUUGAAAGUGUCGCAUAUCAUUGAUAUGUUCGGCAAAUUCCUCAAGGAUGAGACGAUUCCCCUGGAGAAGAAAACCAUUGAAAAGUUCCAGCAACUCGUCGGCGCCUGCCAAUUCAUUGCUUUGACGGAGCUUCAAGAGCUCGUAGAGCUGCCUCCUACUCUGUUGUUGUUCUAUCGAGCUGAAGUCGUUCUGUGGGGAACCUUUUGUUAGUAUGGUCUAUAACGAGUUCCUACUUCACAAAGCUAACAGCCACAGGGCCUGAUGAGAGUUUCCCAUGGUCUGACGAUGGUCUCGACAAAGAGUUCCAAGAUCUCAAAGGCGGCCAUUUCAAAGAACCUACUACAGAAGUAGAGCCUCAAACACCAUUCGAACAAACCACCAACAAAGCCUGCCAACUCAUCGUCAUAACUGAUCAUGAUUCAUCUGGUGUAAUUACUGAGAAACCAGAUUCGUCUGACACCGUCGCAGCCUUGUCGCAUUCCACUAUUGAUGCCAAAACGCAAACUCUUGGUAUUCAGCCAGCUGCUGCUCAACCUACCCUAUCCCCCGCUACGCUACAGAAUCAUGCUGUUCCCAGAGAUGUUGAGGAAAAAGAAGCAGAAAUGUUGAGAGAUCAAAUCACUAGGUCAAUUCGCGCAAAGGGUGCUGAUGAGAGACUGCCAGAGUGGGCUCCCAAUGGCGCCCCACUCCGUUCUGUCCGCUUUCCCGUCGAUAACUUCAGUCUCCUCUACUUUGGUUUCAAAUACAACAAAUCAUCUCUUUCAGCAAAGGUUUCACCAAAGCUCAACUUGGAGCAUAACUACUGGAAGAGCGUCUUUGUUCUUCGUGCGGCUGAUGUGAUGCAUGGAAUUCAUCGUGUCCAUUAUAUGUGGAUUGAGUUCUCUGAUGCUUUCCAACAUCUGGCGAAGAUUAAGGAGUGGGCUUCUGAGAUGAAGAAAAUGGAGCUGUUUUUGUUUUACUUGCUGAACAAUCUCAUCAAGCGUCAAUCUGACGGCGGCUUCACACUUGCGCUUCCCAAGGUUGAUACAGCGUGGAAGGGUUUCGUUCAAGCAAGAUAUAACAUUGGAAAGCCUGCGCUGAAGAUUGAGCAACUCACUGAGGUGAAGGACUUGGUGAUGGUUGGCAACACUGAAAGCAAAGAGAAGACCCUUGGUGGAGAACAGUAGAUUCUGCAAGAGAAAAGAGAUACCAGUGUAAUGAACCUACGUUUCUUUCUCGUCUGUCAGAUGCCGUAUCAUUAGUUC